AUGGGUGUGAUUGUGUGUGAAUCAUAUGGUUCACGCUUAAGUUAUAUCUCGUUAUCGUCUGAGAUGCUUGCUGAAGUUGAUAGUGCUGGCGAAGCCUUUGGGAAGCAACAGGAUACUGAGCAUGCAGUUGACAGUUCAUGGAAAGGGGAAUAUUUGCCUAGAAACAUCUCCAUCAAAGGCAUCGUGCGCUUCUACAAUGAGAAGCAGCGCCAUGUCAUCACCACACAAAUGGAACACAAGUGUGUUCGUGACUCUCGCCCUCAUUUACAACAGGAAGGUUUUGAGAUCACAUAUAUGUUUGCAUGGUCUGGUGGGUAUGUUAAUAUUGAUUUAAUGCAGUCCGCAAAUCAGUCCGAUACUGGGCUCAUGUCGGUGAUGACGGUUGAAGAAAUAAGGAAUAUAUGUGGUGAAUUAGGUGUUCUGUCUUAUACUGAUGUGGCUCAAGCUUUUGGCAAGGUUCCCGUUGAUGUACAGAAGAUGAGAAAAAUGAAUUUAAGGUCACGUAUAGUGUUCCAUUAUUACCCUUGCACGGAUAUUUGA
This is a messenger RNA of Vitis vinifera (wine grape), 540 nucleotides long. Its product is annotated as cysteine desulfurase, mitochondrial. The transcript is spliced from 2 exons. Gene Ontology annotation, molecular function: cysteine desulfurase activity. Gene Ontology annotation, cellular component: mitochondrion; cytosol. Gene Ontology annotation, biological process: iron-sulfur cluster assembly. NCBI's taxonomy places the organism in Eukaryota, Viridiplantae, Streptophyta, Magnoliopsida, Vitales, Vitaceae. The record is from RefSeq and is a predicted model, not a curated record. Bases 1 to 540 code for a protein of 179 amino acids.